UAAAAAGGGACUCGUGCGACUCUUUUCGACUAACUAUCGGCAGAGGCGAUUUCCUGAUAAUAUCCUUCCAAGACUCAUUCUGGGGUGAGGAAAAUGGCAGUGGAAACGAACCUAACGAAUAAUGCAUAUGAAUUCCCGCUCAACCCCACUAUUCAUCCGUCAUCAUCGACGGAAUUGUUCAAUUUCACCGGAAAUUUCAACCGGACUGCAACAGGAAGCUCGGCUUCUGGAGGGGUUUUUGAGAGUCAGCUUAUCAUUCCGCUUUAUGUCAUCAUAUUUGUGCUGUCGAUUGUCGGGAAUACACUAGUGCUUGUCACGUUGGUGAGGAACAAGAGGAUGAGAACCGUGACAAACGUCUAUCUGCUGAAUUUGGCAAUCUCCGACCUACUUCUUGGUGUGUUCUGCAUGCCUUUCACCUUAGUCGGCCAAGUUUUACGGAACUUCAUAUUCGGCGCGACUAUGUGCAAACUUAUUCCAUACUUUCAAGCCGUUUCAGUUUCAGUUGGGGUGUGGACCUUAGUAGCAAUAUCUUUGGAACGGUAUUUCGCAAUUUGCAGGCCUUUAAAGUCCCGUCGUUGGCAAACACAAUUUCAUGCUUAUAAAAUGAUAGCCGUUGUGUGGUUGGCAAGCCUGUUUUGGAGUGCUCCGGUACUGGCCGUUUCUUCCCUUAAAGCAAUGAAGGGUCGAGGUCAUAAAUGCAGAGAAGAGUGGCCUAGCAAGAGCAGCGAACAAGUUUUUAACUUGUUCUUAGAUGCAAUGUUGUUGCUAAUUCCGGUUCUGAUUAUGAGUCUUGCUUAUUCGUUAAUUAUGAGCAAACUUUGGAAAGGCCUCCGCAGGGAAAUUCAGCACAACACCUCCUUUCAGCAACAAAUGAUUCAACGAUCCAACAGCUCGCCAACCAUAAACGGCGAAUUAAACAAGUCCACCAACACCCAAAGCAAAUCUGAACCUACAAAUAUCGGUUUAAUGAGACCAAAUAACCGCCUUCUCCCCCCAAGUCAGACUAAAGCUUCUCCACCACGCGGAAAAAACACCAAAAGCUGUACUGCGAAAAAAACUGAUACCGUCAAAAUGUGGUUUAAGAAAAGCAUAGUCCAGGUGCGCUUACCAUCAUCCAUCAAAAAAGGUUACACUUGCAAAGGUGCAGCUAAAACUACAUUAGUCCCUCGCUGUGAACUCACGACGCCAUCGUCCGAACACUGCUCGUACAACGGAACAUGUCCUUCAGACGAAGCAAGCUUUGCCACUUCCUCAGUCGACGAGACAACUUACCACUUUACCCGACACGCUAUUAGAUCUAAUUAUAUGGACAAGAGUAUUGAGGCCAAAAGGAAGGUCAUUCGGAUGCUAUUUGUCGUUGUUGCUGAAUUUUUCAUAUGCUGGGCACCACUGCAUAUUCUUAACACGUGGUAUCUGUUUUACCCUGAAGAUGUUUACUUAUACGUUGGAUCUACAGGAAUUUCUCUGGUGCAGUUGCUGGCAUACAUUAGUUCUUGUUGCAAUCCGAUUACUUACUGCUUCAUGAAUAGAAAGUUUCGACAAGCAUUCUUGGCAGUUUUCAACUGGUACAGUGUGUGCUACAGUUGUGUCUGCGUGGAUUCAGAAUCCUUGAGAUCAAGAACAAAAACAACUCAAAAAAAUGGGAUUCACAAAAUUGUCCAAAACAACUCGGACGUCUCCUGCAACGAAUCCACUAUUUACAUCGGUCGGCAAAGCACUAUUGGACGCUCCGUAGUGGUUCUAGAAGCCGAAGAUCGUGUUUAG
Zophobas morio is the source of this 1764-nucleotide messenger RNA. RefSeq names its product cholecystokinin receptor type A-like. The transcript has 10 exons. Gene Ontology annotation, cellular component: plasma membrane. Gene Ontology annotation, molecular function: neuropeptide receptor activity; gastrin receptor activity. Lineage: Eukaryota; Metazoa; Arthropoda; Insecta; Coleoptera; Tenebrionidae. The record is from RefSeq and is a predicted model, not a curated record. Bases 94 to 1764 code for a protein of 556 amino acids. Gene Ontology annotation, biological process: neuropeptide signaling pathway.